This is a messenger RNA of Anoplopoma fimbria (sablefish), 3259 nucleotides long. RefSeq names its product peroxiredoxin like 2B (gene prxl2b). Lineage: Eukaryota; Metazoa; Chordata; Actinopteri; Perciformes; Anoplopomatidae. The transcript has 7 exons. The record is from RefSeq and is a predicted model, not a curated record. The coding region runs from base 79 to 684 and encodes 201 amino acids.
AUUACUACCGAAGGAAAGCUGCACGUUUCCUGUAGCUUCGUUCAGCAGGUUAAGUCAGUGUAGGUUAAUUGUAGAAAAAUGGCAAACGUCGACCUCGUUCAACUCGGAAAGAACCUGUUAAAGAGCGGUGAAACUGGAGAGAGUGUGGAGCUCCAGUCCCUGUGGCAGGACCAGCCGGUGGUCUUGUUCUUCCUGCGCAGGUUUGGCUGUCAGGUGUGUCGGUGGAUGGCAACGGAGAUCAGCAAACUGGAGCCCGACCUGAAAGCCAGCGGUGUAGCCCUGGUGGGGGUCGGACCGGAGGAGUUUGGGCUGAAGGAGUUCAUGGAAGGAGAGUUUUUCAAAGGAUCCAUUUAUGUUGAUGAACACAAGAAAAGCUACAAGGAUCUGGGCUUCAAAAGAUACACAGCAUUGUCUGUGGUACCUGCUGCUUUGGGGAAGAAAGUACGAGAUGCAGCUGGAAAGGCCAGUGCUGAAGGCAUCAAGGGAAACUUCUCAGGAGAUCUGCUCCAGAGCGGAGGCAUGCUCAUUGUGGCCAAAGGAGGAGAAAAGGUCCUACUGCACUUUAUCCAGGAUUCACCAGGAGACCACGUACCUCUGGAGGAUAUUUCCACGGCCUUGAGUAUCUCAUCCAAAGCAAAAACAGGACAGAUGCCAGUGUGCAAUGAUGAUGUUUGUACACGAUGAGGACAGCUGCACAUCCUACCAGAUGAAUCUCUACACAUCUGGAAGCUAAAAUGGAGAUUUGAAGUGGAAUGUCAGUGAAAUCAUGAGCUGCACAUAAAACUACUGCCAAUAUUCUUAAUUGCUUUUAAUUUCUUUGUGACAGCCACAUAAUAUGUAAAUCUACAGGGAAAGCAACAGCAACAUUUAAGUGACAUUUUAAUUGUAUGUGGAUUGUGUUUCUUGAACUAAUAUUGGCUUUUUAUGAAUUUGCACUUAUUACAAUUUAUAAAAUAAAUAAUUUUAUUUAUAUAAAAAACAUUAUUUGCUUUAAUUAAUGAGCAGUUCCAUGCAGACGUGAGUGGAGUUCAGUUAAAGGUGAGGAGGUCUCUUACUUGAUGACAUAGGUAUACUGACCAUAUGGAAGAUCAAUUGUUUAUUACAUUUAAAAUGAAAAACUCUUGUGGCUCCAUCACAAAACUAAAGUGUUUUCUUUACUCGCCUACAGCGAGAAUUCUUCACUUUAUAUCCACUGCUGUGUUGACUCUCCAUCAAUGUGUUGACCUGAGACUAGAAUAGCAUGAUUAUGUCACCUCCAGUGUCUCAACGUUUUGAGAUAAAAAUACACAUUGUGUUUUUGAGUGCUUUUACAGGAUCACAAAUGCAUGAAUAGAAUUUAUAAUGAACUAAAAUGGCAAGAACCAUUAAAAAACUUCUUCACAGAUUUUGAAUUAAUGUUUUUAUAUAAAUCUAUUAAAUAAAAAUUACACAUUUAAAUUUGAGACUUGAGAUCGUACCAGUUGAGACAGUCACUUUAAUGGCAAUCUAGAUAAUUACAUAGCAGCAGGAACAUUCAUAAAACAUCUUUAACGUCUAAAUUCUUGCAAAGCAACAAUGUUAUAUCAUAAAUAUUCAUGUAGAUAAAUAAACUCUUCUGAUGGGUAUAUAGAUGAAACAUCUUCAUAUAUAACAAUAAUGUAUUUGUACUUGGCUGGUAAUUUUAAAACGACACAAUUUCACCAUGUACGUAAAUGUGAAGCUAGAACUAAGGUAAGAGAUGUACGCCUCCUUUCUUACCCGAUUUAAAUUCUUUAUAUGUAAAUACUGCAGAAUAGAACAUCAAGUAUCUACAAUAACACAUUCUAUAUGAUAUACCCUUUAAUGUUCAGUUAACAGUUUAGAACGGUUUUACUCCUUUAGAGGAAAACAGACAAAAUAAGGAGUCUAAGCUGUCGCCCUUCAAACAGCAGCCUGGGUCAAAUCCGACCUGUACGAUUUACAGACGGAGUAGUUUGACAUUUGGGGUAGGACGCUUCAUCGCUUUCUGGAGUAGACUGAGAUGAGAAGACUGAUACCACUCUCGAUUGUUUGUCUGUUAAAAAUAAGGCUUCAGCCAUCAGUAAGUAAGACUGGAAACGGGAAGACAGCUUUCCUGACUCAGUCAACUUGAAACAAAAUCAACCUGUUUAGUGGUUCACCCAAGUGUUACAUUUAUAUUAGUCCAGCAUAUAUGGCAAAUUAGUGACGACAGUUUUAGUGUUGCUGAAAGGCAGAUUCUGUUAAUAAUGCCAGACUUGUAUGGAGCCAAGACAUUGGCUUUAGAUCUGAGCAUUAAAACUAAAAGUUGUAUUGGCACUGUAAAAAGUUUUAAACGCGGGUGUUCAAAAAAAAUCAAUUUUUCCAAUAAAGAAUGAGGUCAACACACUUGUUAAUUUUGUGACCCUUCUUUUUCAAUGAUUAUCCCUUUUUGUUUUCCAUGUCACUCUUCUUUCAGGCUGACAGCUUCUAGUCAGUGUUUACUACAGAGUUUGACAGAGGGCCUCUGGAACAAGUGUUAGGUUUUCAACACAAGUUUUUAAAUAGUAUUUCAAUAGUUUCUUUUUUUGAUCAGUUUAUUUUUUCAAAGCCAAAAUCUAGUCCCUGUUCUAAUCUCGUCAAUCUCACUUGACCCACCAGAUGGUUAUAAGCAUCUGAGAAACCGCCGUUAGAAACUGAAGAAUGAAAACAUCUUUUCCAUUGAGGAAAGCCUUCAGUGUCGUUCUUUGCUCCUAUAUUUUCCAGUUCUGAAAUAACUGAUGCUGCUGCAGCAUCUAAACUAAAUGUCUUCAUAAGCAGCAAUUGUUGUUAAGAACGAACAGUUGUCCCUCCGUGCCGUCUCACACACACCUAAGCCACUCAUUGCUGUCUGUUGAUUCAUAUUUAACAAACAGAUAUGAAAAUGUAUACAUUUCCUCAUCUAAGUGUUGAACUCUCAAAAUGUCAAACUUUUGCCACACUAUCACUACUUACAUGGUAGUUAAUCAAUGUGUCCUCUCCCUCUGCUAAACACAACAGUAUUUGCCAAUAUGCGAAGAUGGAGAGACAGACUUUGAGUAAAGCUUCUAUAUGCACAUUCAAUUCGGCAGCCUCUGUUGAGACCUAAAAAGUUGUGUUCAGGUUACCAAGGCAUCCUGAAUGUGAGUAAUGACAAGCAAACAUUCAAAACUGCAUUGUGUAUUUGUUUUUCUGCUGUGUUUGAAAGCUUUCUUCAGCACAAAAACGGUGGCUUCCUGCAGCCAGUACCUCUCUGAUGAGUUCUGCUAUGCUUUGAUUCUCCUGU